GUCAAAACAAAAAACUAACCUCGAUUAGCGAUUUCAAAAAUUCAAUUUAAUCGAUUCAAUUUAAACUUACUAAAAAUGAAUAUACGGGUACCAAGGUACGAAUUUUGCGAAGAAAACAAACCGCUUCUUAUGAGUUUCAUUAAAAAAGCUAAUCAAUACAAAUCGAAUCCAUUUUGCAACCUUAACACUCACCACAGUCUUUCUAAAAUUCUACAAAUGACGAAUGUUUCAGAUGAAAGUCCAGAAGUUACCGAUACGAUAGAUUUAACGAGCGAUAAUGAAGAUGAAAUAGAUACAAUAAUAACACAAAUUUUGGAAGACGAUCCGCAACCACUUGAUAAAAUCGUUGACGAUGUAGCGAGCACGAUAAAAGAGAUAUUGCAAAAUAAAAGUAACGAAACUUGUAACGAGAUGCCGAAUCUUAAUGAUUCUAAUUUAGAUCUAGACGCGAUUUUUAAUAAAUUAUCCGAGGAUUUAACAGUGGAAAACUCUGUCGAUUUGGGAAUUAUGAUGAUAUCUCUGUACAACAAAGAAGAAGUCAUCAAAGCUUAUAUCAAGCAUAUUCUAAUCAAACAGCUACUCGCAGAACAUUCGGAUCGACUUCAAAAUAAUUUAAAUACAUUCUGUGUAAAUUACCCCAGUGUAUUACAAGAAGAAUUAACUCGGCAUUUACUUGACUCAUCCAAUUACUCCAACGCAGUUUUGAAAUUUUUAAAUGCUUUACCUCGACAAUUUCGAGAUAAACUACUAAGAAACUUACUUUUAACCAUCAAAAAUCUGGAAGAGUGCCACUUUGCCCUGUUUGAUGCAUUAGUAGACGAUCUUACUGAAACAACCUCUCUGAAUAGGCUAGUGGAAUUCAUGUCGAAGAAUAGGGACAAUUAUACAAUGAACAAGGUUUUCGGAAAAUUCCUUCUCAAAGUCAUUCAACUGCUGGGUGACGAUUUAUCAGCAGUAGAGAAACCGAUGAGUCACAUUAUCGAGAACCACCGAUCGAUCUGGAAGGGAAAAAUCCAGAAAAUCUACCAGGAAUUUAUACAAGAUAGGUCGCUGUUGUCCCAAUUCGUUUAGUUGACAAAAUACGAAUGUUGUAAAUAAAAUUUUGUACAAUCACAAUGACCUAACAAUUUCAAUCUAUUC
Messenger RNA from Phyllotreta striolata, 1140 nucleotides. The record is from the annotation of a GenBank genome assembly. Lineage: Eukaryota; Metazoa; Arthropoda; Insecta; Coleoptera; Chrysomelidae.